Molecule: messenger RNA, 3210 nt
Organism: Rotaria sordida
Lineage: Eukaryota; Metazoa; Rotifera; Eurotatoria; Philodinida; Philodinidae
Source: the annotation of a GenBank genome assembly
AUGAAACAUGAUGUAGAUAUCCAAUCAUCUACUAUUCCUGAAAUAGAUAUUGUGGCUCUUGUACCUACACAUACACAGACAGAUAUUCCUGAAAAUCAACAUGCUCUACAAAGAAAAUCUGUUAAGCGUAAACGUGAAACAAGACCAGGUGUCAUUACAACGUCAUUAAAAGAGAAAAAUUUGGAAGAAACAGAAUCUAAUACUAAACCCAAAUAUUUAAAAGUACCUGAUCAAGUAUUCAAAAAUAUUCUAUCAAAAUCAUUGGCAGAUGGGAAGUCUAUUGUUGAAACAUUAGAUACACCAGAAAAAUUAGAAUUCGUCCGUAUAUAUGCUCAUUUGCUCAAUAACGUAUUUUAUUUGAAAUUAGAACGCGAUUUUUGGGAACAUUAUCAAACAGUAUGCGUUUCUGAAGGCAUUUGGUCUUCACCACUGCAGAAAGAUAUUGCUAAAGAAAAUAAUCUAUGUCGAUUCAAAUUUAAAACGAAGAUUCAACUUGAAAAACACUCAAAAUUGAUUGACAUUCGACUAAAAGAAGUGGAAAACAAGUUAAAUAGCCACCUUCAACAGCUCAUUCAAAAUUCAUUUGAUAUGAAUCAAUUAUCAAGCUUGAUUACUGCUUUUGUACGUCAAGGUCAACAUAAAUUAUCGGCCGAAUAUAAACAAAAGACAUUGAUAUUACAAUGUGAUGCAAUUGAUCAUCGAUUAAUUACAACUUUUUACAAUUUAAAUCCAACUGAAAAUCAGGCUACAAAAGAUAAGUUACAAGCUGAAGAACAAGUAGCCAUUCUCAAACAACGUAUCUAUACCAAACGAUUACCUGCAUCAUUUUCUAUUCUUGAUCAUUCAAUUGAUAAUAUAGAGAAUAUGUUAAAACAACCAGCGCUCAAUAAAGAUAAAUGUGCUACAUUAUCAUUUCGUCGACUUAAAACAAUUGCUCAGUUCAAAUACGAUAUGAUGGUAUUGACUAUAGCAACAGCUGAAGAGACGGUUCGAACUCAUCUUAGCAUUAUUGCUAAUGAAAAGAAGAAAUUAAUUGAUACUAGCGGUGGACAAGUUCCUCUUCCGAAGCCACUCAUUCAACUGAUGAAUGCUAUUACUGCACGUCAAACUAAUAUGGUACAACGUUCUCAACAUAUUAUUCAACAAAAAUUAUCGAUUUUCGACGACGCUCCAGUGGCAGAAAAUAUGACUGGUGCCACCGGAGCGAUUUUUGAAAAGGGUCUUACAAAGAACUGUAUUUCAGCUUCUGAUCAACGCGCCAAAGAUUUCUUUACUGGUAUAGAUGAUCUUCUUCGUCGACUCCAUACCAAUACAUUAUCUCCUAAAUUACUGGCUCGAGCUCAAUAUGAACAUCGAAUUAUGAAGAGUACGCAACGUCAAAUCAAAAAAUCCAAUGUUAUUAUUCGUAUCACUGACAAAAGUAAAGUAUUUCAUUUAGGUAGUGUACAAGAUUAUCAUGAAAAAGCAUUACAAUACAUGCAAGACACCAAUGCCUAUAGAGAAAUAACAAGUAGUAUUAAUCCAUACCAACAGCAUGUUCAGACAGUUUUAGCAUUAAUAGAUCCAAUGUUAAAAAAAGGAGAGAUUAAUCGUGAAUUAUGGAAACAAUAUAUGCGACCAAAUUCAGUGACCACAGAAUUAGCUCAUCUAUACUUUGUACCUAAACCACACAAAAUUGGUACACCAUUGCGACCAAUUGUAUCCUCAAUAAAAGCAGCUACAACUGGAGUUUCACAUUUCUUAAAUAUUUUACUUCGACCACUAUUUAAUCGAGUGACGAAAGACACAACAUUUAUCAAUGGAAUCGACUUUGUUCGACAAUUGGAACGUUAUCGAAUGAAUGGUCAACUCUUGCCAAUGACAUUGUUUGUUACUUUUGAUGUAACUAAUCUCUAUACCAUGAUACCACGGGAUGGAGCUAUAUUUGCAUUACAGAAAUUUUUACGUCAGUAUGGAGAAAAUCGCCGAAUUCAUGGAAUGACUAUUGAUAUUAUAAUAAGACUUGCUCGUUUAGUUUUAGACACGAAUUGUUUCGUCUACGAAAAGAAAUAUUACCAACAAAUUCGUGGUGGAGCUAUGGGUUCACCAUUUACUAUGACAUUAGCAAAUAUUUACAUGUUGGAAUGGGAACAUUCAUUAAAUGAACAUCAAAAAAUGCAGAAUGAACUCUACGGCCGAAUGAGUACCCAACCUAGUCAAAUAGGUACUGCACCAACCGAAUCCAUCACUAUGGAAACUAAUAAUGAAGGUGAUUUCAAUCAAAUACUCACUGACGAAUUAGUGAUUCUAAGUCAAUCAUCAAUACAACUAAAUAUGACCAACAUGAUUCCUAGUCAAGUACCCAACAUUCCUAAUCCAACGACAACACAUCAGAAUCUGACAGAUGAUGAAUUUCGAGCUCGAAGACGGGAAGCUCGACGACGACGGCGCCAACGCCGCGCUGAACGACGACGCCAAGCUAGAGCAUCUCAACAACAGCAAAGAAAUCAACAACGACAAGAGCGACCAAGACUUGAAGGUGUAAAACGACAUAUACAUGAAAUUCAUGAUGAUAUUUUUAAAAAUACCAAUCAAGUAGAAAAACGUUUAAUUGUGGACCAUCGAAAUAAUCCCAAUAUUGAAUCUGAACUGACACGAAAACGUCCUCCUUCAUCGUUACUCAAACUGAAUCAAUGUCAUUUUCGAAAUGAACUGGAACGUCGAAAAAUAUUACUUAAAUUUGAUGCUAACGAUCAUCAAUUGGUCAAUGCUUUCUAUGAAUUAAAACCAAGAAAAACUGAAAUGCAUUCGGCUCAAGUGAUUUGGAAAGCGGUGCAUGAUGAACAACAACUUCACUAUGAGAUUGAAAUAUUUAGAAAACAUCUCACCGAACAGUCUCUCUUGACUUAUGACACCUUUCAAGAAUUACCAUUGCCAAAAAUCCAUUCGAUCUUGGUUCAACUUCUUUUUAAUCAACCAUGGUUAUCGACAAUCGCUCAGACAACAUCGAUUAGUACAUUUAUUCAUGAUUUAAGUUUACAAGCAAUAUCAAUGACUGAAAAGAUCGCAAUCAAUUUCAUGGAAAAAGUCAUCAUGGAAAAAGAAAAAUUAGUUCAUCGAGGAAAAAAAUUUAACAAACCACCAUGUAUAGAUGCAAUUCUUGCAGCGAUUGGAAAUCGUCAAACCAAUAUGGUCCGACGUGUACAAUAUUAUAUCGAACAACUUUCGUAA